Ceutorhynchus assimilis (cabbage seed weevil) is the source of this 1455-nucleotide messenger RNA. The record is from the annotation of a GenBank genome assembly. Lineage: Eukaryota; Metazoa; Arthropoda; Insecta; Coleoptera; Curculionidae.
GGUACGACCAAAAUAGUUUUAUGUGGCUGCAGCAAUACUGAACAUGGCUACUACCGAGCUUAAUUUGAAAGUUGUCGCUGUUGAAGUUAAGGAUGUUAGGUUCCCUACGUCCUUACAAGCAGAUGGAUCUGAUGCCAUGCACACAGACCCCGAUUACUCAUGCGCCUACGUAACUGUCAAGCUGGCUAACGGCCUUGAAGGUAACGGCUUGACAUUCACAAAUGGCAGAGGCACAGAAGUGGUCGUCCAAGCUGUCAAAUCCAUGAGCUACUUGGUCCUUGGCCAAAUCGUCACCGACAUCUACAAAGACUUUGCCACUUUUUGGAGAUCUUUAACCAGUGAGAGUCAAAUGAGAUGGAUUGGUCCAGAAAAAGGUGUUACCCACUUGGCGACAGCUGCGAUUAUAAACGCUUUGUGGGACUUGUGGGGCAAGUUGCUCAAAAAACCGGUCUGGCGUUUACUAGCCGAUUUAGAGCCUGAAGUUCUAUUGUCAGUUAUUGACUUUCGCUAUGUAACCAAUUGCGUCACUAAGGCUGAAGCCUUGGAAUUGCUUAGGCAGGGACAGAAAGGCAAAGAGGACAGGAUUAAGGUUUUGUUGGAAAAAGGAUAUCCUUGUUAUACGACCCAAGCAGGAUGGUUGGGUUACCCGGACGAAAAAAUCCGCGAACUAGCCCAAAAAUACCUAGACCAAGGCUACACUGUUUUCAAAGUUAAAGUGGGCAAAAACCUCCAGGACGACAUUAAAAGAUGCGAACUACUCAGAAGCAUCAUUGGUUACGACAGAACCCUAAUGGUAGACGCCAACCAAGUUUGGGAAGUGCAAGAGGCCAUUGACUGGAUGAAACACUUGGCUAAAUUCAAGCCGUUGUGGAUCGAAGAACCCACAAGCCCGGAUGAUGUCCUUGGACAUGCUGAAAUCGCCAAGGCUUUGAAGCCUUAUGGAAUUGCGGUGGCUACAGGGGAAAUGUGCUGCAACCGGGUUUUGUUCAAGCAAUUUUUGCAGGCUCAGGCAUUGGAAUAUUGUCAGAUUGAUUCGGCCAGGAUUGGUGGGAUUAAUGAGAUUUUGAGUGUUUACUUGAUGGCUAAAAAAAUGGGAGUCAAAGUAUGUCCCCAUGCUGGCGGCGUAGGACUCUGUGAAAUGGUCCAGCACCUUCAAAUGUGGGACUUUGUCGCCCUUUCGGGUACCAGCGAAGGUCGAGUAGUGGAAUUUGUUGACCAACAACACGAACACUUUGUCGACCCUUGCGUCAUCAAAAAUGCCCAUUACAUGGCGCCAACUUCUUCUGGAUAUAGUACCACAAUGAAACCCGAAUCGUUAGCCGCCUACGUUUACCCGAACGGUACCGAAUGGGAAUCGAUGUUUGCCAAAGGCCUGUUCCACGAUCCUAGAAAAUAAGAUUUUUUUUGUUAUUUUGUAGCUGCUGAGAAAUAAAUUAAAUAAAAACAAGCAAAGUA